Molecule: messenger RNA, 927 nt
Organism: Aureobasidium subglaciale EXF-2481
Lineage: Eukaryota; Fungi; Ascomycota; Dothideomycetes; Dothideales; Saccotheciaceae
Exons: 3
Coding region: 1-927 (308 amino acids)
Source: RefSeq, a predicted model, not a curated record
AUGGCGAGCCAGCAAGCACCAUGGAGCUUCCAACAACCUCAUUCCGGAUACAACAUUGCACACCAGCACGGAUAUCAAUACUACUCUCACGAUGAACCGUCGUACGACAACGUGGGAGUCCAAUACCCUGACACACAAGGAGGCCAGCCGGCAAGUUCAGCGGCAAACAUGAGCCAUUACGAAGUCACUUCUCCUGAUGAAGCUCAGAUGUGCGGAGAAUACUAUGCGGAGCAGCGCAACGAUAGCUUCUGGCAAUGGCCACAACAGAUGCCUCAUCCGAGUCAAAUCCAUCGUUCACUUCACGCAGAUUCUGCUACUGGGGACUCUAGAUAUGGUUUCGAACCUGGUCGGGAUUCAUUCUUUAAGAAGCCGAGUCCGCCAAUAGCUACACCACGCACCCAGAUAUCUCCGACCUCCUCUCACUGGGACAUGGAUGACAAUGCCAGUUCCGUGACCACGAACAUUGCGACACCAACAGACCUCAUCCCCGAUCCACCUACGGAACUGGUCGACCCGCCUGUCGAGGACAUGAGCCCAAGCGACAAGACAAUGGUACCACAGAGACGCAGUCUCAAAGAUCCAAACCAUCUAUACAUGCCGCGCUGGAUUCGAGGAGAUGGUAAACAACGCGAAGGCUGGUGCGGGCAAUGUCGUCCUGGCAAAUGGCUAAGUCUGAAGCGCAGUACCUAUUGGUACCACAAGAACUUCUGUCAUGGCAUCACUGUCAUGGGCACACCGUUUCCACGUCCGACUCGUACUCGAGCUUUGUUUGAUGACAAAGGUUGGGAAGGGUUUUGUGGAUCUUGCCGUAAAUGGAUCGUGCUGAAUGGUGGCAAGAAAAGUCAUACUUCCUGGUUCAGACAUGCUUACAAGUGUGAUCCCGCUGCUGUCGCUAGAAGCUCACCCUCCAGAUCCUUCACCUACUGA